This is a messenger RNA of Drosophila ananassae, 1947 nucleotides long. RefSeq names its product coiled-coil domain-containing protein 22 homolog. Gene Ontology annotation, molecular function: cullin family protein binding. NCBI's taxonomy places the organism in Eukaryota, Metazoa, Arthropoda, Insecta, Diptera, Drosophilidae. The transcript has a single exon. The record is from RefSeq and is a predicted model, not a curated record. The coding region runs from base 99 to 1769 and encodes 556 amino acids. Gene Ontology annotation, biological process: positive regulation of ubiquitin-dependent protein catabolic process.
CAGCUGAAUGGAGUAUUUUCUUUACGCGGUGCUCUGGGCACACUGCAAAAUGCGAAAAUAAAUAUCCAAAAUAAACGAACCAUCAAAAUAAUCCAACCAUGGACGAAGUGGACAAAAUAAUUAUGCACCAGCUGAACCAGGUGGACCCCGGCAUCGAUCCCACGGAGGAGUUAUCGGAGUUUACCCCGGAACAGGUGGUUCGUGCAGUUUCCGGCUGCCUGUCCGAGAUUCGUCCAGAACUGGAGCUGCCCCGUUCUUUGCCUGGAGGAGCCAUGGCCCAGCGGUUCGGAGUAGCCAGCUCCCUGGCGGAGGGCUGCAAGGAAUGUGGCUACAGGGGCGACAUCGGCUACCAGACAUUCCUUUAUCCCAAUGCCGUAGAGCUGCGACGGUUGCUGAUGUAUCUGAUUGAGCAACUGCCUCGCGAGCGCCUGGAAAAAGAGGAGGGAACCGGGAAACAGCAAUCCCUCAGCCACCGUGAGCUGCUGCAGCGUCGCAUCCGCAAGGAGCUGACUACCCAGUUGAAGACACCCUGGGUGCCGCAAUUCGCCCGGUCCGUGGGAAACAGAAAGUCCAUGGGUUGCAGCAGCCUUUGCAUUGAAUUCCGGCCACACGUAAAUCUCAGUGUUCCGUCCGCCGAUCCCGAGAAGCGGACCAAGGAGGAGCAGCAAUACUUCGACCAGCUGGCACCGAAUCUCUUCCAGCAGACUGCCUCCAGCUCGGUGGAUCUCAUCGCUUCGGUGCUGCACAAAAACGAACUGGAUCGGUGGGGUCGUGAAUUGCAGGACUCGGAUCUUUUGUUUGUGGAUAGUGAAGAGCCCACGCCCAUACUGAAUCCCAGUAAGAGCCAUCCAGAGAAAUCUUCUAGCGACGUGGAGGAUGUUGACCCUACCCAGGAGCUGAGCAAUCAAGUCCAAGAGCUUCAAAUACAAUGCGAAACCCUGUUGGCGGAGCGCAAGUCUCAUGCAGCUGCCUUGAGUGCCCUUAAGCUUCGGGAGAGUAAGGCUGCCGAGGAAAUAAACCGCAUCCAACCUCUGCUAAAAGCCCACGAACGGGCCUCUUUGGUUUUGGCGGAUCCCGAGGAGAACAUCGCCAAACUGGAGGCCUUACUCAAGUCCACUCAGGCGAAAAGACAAACACUCACUCAGCAGUGGCAGGAAUAUAGGAAGCCGCUUCUGGAAAACCUCGAGACUCUGAAGUCCGCCAAGGAAGCCCAGCAUGUCCAGGGCAUCCGCAGCAAUAUAGAACAGUUGGAAAAGGAGCUCCAAGAAAAGACUCAGCUGCACAACGAACUCAAUGCCGCCCUCAGAAACUCCAGCCAAUCUCUUGCGCCUCGCAAGGAAUACACUCGCAGGAUACACGAAUUUAUUGGCAACAUCCGGAAGCAGAGAGCGGAUAUCUUCAAAGUUCUCGACGAUACGCGACAGCUUCAGAAACAACUGAAUGUGGUGGGAGCCCAGCUGCAGCGACAGUUCAAUUAUACGGACGACCUGCUCUUCCAGAGCGCCAAGCACGAUCUCCAUGCCAAGAGGGCCUACAAACUGCUGGCCCAGCUGCAUUCCAAUUGCAGUGAGCUGGUGGAAUGUGUUUCGCUCACCGGGAAUGUCACCAAGCAGAUUCGGGAGCUGGAAGUCCAAAUCGAUGCGGAGAAGCUGAAGAAUGUGCUGACCAGCCUUCAGCAGAUUACGGGCGACAUCCAGAAGUUCGAGCAGCACAUCCAAGAGCUUCAGGCCCAGAUCCAGGCCGUGGAGCAGGCGAACCGCGGUAGUUAGAUGCUUGGAAGCUCAUGUGUACCAGUGCCAAUUGCAAUAAAGGAAUCCUUGCACGCGUAGCGUUUACUUUAGUAGCCAAAGGUGACGGUUUUCCUCGAUUGGUUGCCUUUAUGACAGCAUUAACUAGCAUUUAUUUAAAUACAAAUGUUAAAUUACAUUAAAGUUAAUGGAAAAUAUA